Eucalyptus grandis is the source of this 1689-nucleotide messenger RNA. Its product is annotated as putative casein kinase II subunit beta-4. Bases 306 to 1172 code for a protein of 288 amino acids. The record is from RefSeq and is a predicted model, not a curated record. The transcript has 5 exons. Gene Ontology annotation, molecular function: protein kinase regulator activity. Lineage: Eukaryota; Viridiplantae; Streptophyta; Magnoliopsida; Myrtales; Myrtaceae. Gene Ontology annotation, cellular component: cytoplasm; protein kinase CK2 complex.
UGGUGGGGGGGGUUGAUGCAGCACCCUGCGUUCCCUUCCCUGUCUUCUGCGCUCCCUCUCUCCAGAAACCCUAGUUUCCUCCGUCGCUCCCCUUCUCUCUCUCUCUCUCUCUCUCUCCUCUGAUACUUCGCCUCUGCCUCGCCAUCUCCGAGGUCCAGCUCAGACCCCCGAAGCAUCGUCUCCUCCCGAUGCGCAGGAGCAUCGCAUCCCCUUCGCACGCCGUCUCGACGCAGCCACCGACGUCGUCGUAGCUGCUCACACCGUUGUGAUCGUCGGCGGCGGCCGCCCGGCGGUGGGGGAUCGACAUGUACAGGGACCGAGGCGGCGGCGGCGGCGGGGGCUCGUCGAAGUCGGAGGUGGUCGAUCGGAGGAGGAUCAUCAACGACGCCCUGGACAAGCAGCUCGAGAAGUCCUCCCCUUCCACCUCGAGAUCCAAGGACAAGGAGAGGAUCCCCGUCCCUUCCACUUCCGCCGGCAAGUCCUCCCACCUCGAUCACCGCGACCCUCGCCCGGCCACUUCCCUGUCCAAAAGCAAGUGCUCCGAUGAGGAACAUGAAACAGACAGUGAAGAGUCCGAUGUCAGUGGUUCUGAUGGAGAUGACACAUCAUGGAUUUCAUGGUUCUGCAACUUGAGAGGGAAUGAAUUUUUUUGUGAAGUUGACGACGAAUACAUCCAAGAUGACUUUAACCUUUGUGGGUUGAGUAGUCAAGUUCCAUACUAUGACUAUGCACUUGAUCUAAUCUUGGAUGUUGAAUCCUCUCAUAGUGAUAUGUUCACUGAAGAACAAAACGAAUUAGUUGAAUCAGCAGCAGAGAUGCUAUAUGGUCUAAUUCAUGUUAGGUACAUUUUGACUAGCAAGGGAAUGGCUGCAAUGUUAGAGAAGUACAGGAAUUGUGAUUUUAGCAGAUGUCCUAGAGUUUACUGUUGUGGUCAACCAUGCCUUCCGGUUGGUCAAUCAGACAUUCCUCGAUCAAGCACUGUGAAGAUCUACUGUCCCAAAUGUGAAGAUAUUUAUUAUCCACGGUCCAAGUACCAAGGCAACAUCGAUGGAGCAUAUUUUGGAACAACAUUUCCUCAUCUAUUUUUGAUGACGUAUGGGCACCUAAAGCCUCAAAAGGCAGUGCAGAAUUAUGUUCCAAGAGUUUUCGGCUUCAAGAUUCACAAGUCUUAACGUGUGAAGUGGAAGGCACCAUCCCGUGGAGUUUUAAUAAUUCGGGUACCGAUGCUUGUAAAAGUCUCUGAAUCUUUGCAGAUCCACGGGCAUGACCAUAGGCUUAGCACACUUGCCAAACCUUGAUGGGCACAGCAACUGGAAUAGAUUUCGUUUAUAUUGAUGGCUGAUUGAACUAUGGCUCGGGCUAAACAGUCUUACAGGUGUGUGUUCUUUCAUACUAGAGCAGUCGUAGGUUUCAUGAGUUGAUCAUGAUUCGCUUUGGUUGGUGCUCUUGAUGUCAUGCUUGAUCCGGUCACCACUCCAACAUACAUGUGUGCUGGCUAGGAUUUUAUCUGUCUGUGAAGUAACAAAUCUAUUCAUUUGUUUUGGUGAAGAAAUGAAGUUCUAACAUUGGGCACGGUGGUGAUGAUCUUGGAGCCCUGGGGGCUUCUUGCUGGUCUCAACAUUAGAGUUCAGCAGUUUGUUCCUUUUGCUGUUUUCCUUCUGUAACAUGCAAGUAAUCAGGGAUUGCGAC